Messenger RNA from Nycticebus coucang (slow loris), 769 nucleotides. It is a transcript of the gene SHISAL2B, whose product is annotated as shisa like 2B. The record is from RefSeq and is a predicted model, not a curated record. Lineage: Eukaryota; Metazoa; Chordata; Mammalia; Primates; Lorisidae. The coding region runs from base 221 to 703 and encodes 160 amino acids. The transcript has 3 exons.
GGCCCGAGACUGGCAGAUGAAGGGGCCACUCAGUGGCCAGAGCGGGAGACGCGAGUAGAGCGCCCAGACGCCAUGUGGCCAGGGCGGGGAGAGAAAGCAGAGCCCGCGCGCAAAGGCUGAGCGCCCGGCAGCCAGACCCCAGAUCGGAAGACCCGAGCUCAGGCAGAGGGUCCGCGGGUGCCGGGCGGCCGGAGGGCAGGUCAGGGAGCCCGUGCCCGCGAUGAGCGAGGCCAGCAGGCUGUGCUCCGGCUACUACAGCCUCAACCACAGCUUCGUGGAGCCCUUCCAGUGCCCCCGGCGCGGCGAGGGGGCCGGGCUCCUCUACUGCUGUGGCUUCGCAGAUCUCAAGUACUGCUGCAGCGAGCCGGGCAGCUACUUCCCCUACAAGCACAGCUACAUGUGGAGCCUCAGCAUUGGCGCCCUGAUUGGAUUAGGAAUUGCUGCCCUUGUUCUACUUGCCUUUGUCAUCAGCGUCUGUGUCCUUUGCUAUUUAUUUCUGUAUACAAAGCCUCAAAGAUUAGACACUGGCCUUAAACUUCAACACAUCGAGGCUUCUUCCAUUCAAGAAGGCCAGCCAAAUGGAAAAACCAAAGUCCUCAACUCAAAUGCAGCAUCAAAUUCAACAAAUGAGACAUCCUAUGAAGCUGAUGAUAUAAUUCAAGAAAAAACGAUGGAUACAGCACAAAUCAACUUUGCUUAUUAACCAAAACUUCUGUGUUUUAAAGGCUCACCAGAGAUGGAGCAAUAAAAAUAAAGAAUGCAUUUGAAA